Messenger RNA from Caenorhabditis angaria, 1835 nucleotides. Lineage: Eukaryota; Metazoa; Nematoda; Chromadorea; Rhabditida; Rhabditidae. The record is from the annotation of a GenBank genome assembly.
AUGUGCGACGAAAACACUUCGACUUUUGGUGAGUUCUGGAAAAUGUCCCGGCGUGCCCCAGCGAUAAAAAUCAGAAUUUUUGGGAUUUCUCAUGAAAUUUGGGCCAUUUUGAUACUAAAAAUGAUAUAUUUUGCUAAAAAACUACUUUUAGGGCACUUUGUCCCAGCGCUAGGACAAAUUUUGGGUUUUCAUGAAACCCACGAGAUUCCUGAUGAAAAUCCGGUCAUUUUGAUAUCCCAUAAGGUAUACUUUCUAUCGCCGGGACAUCCUGUCGUAGCGCUGGGACAAGGUGUCCCCGCGAUAGAAAGUGUACCUUGUGGGAUAUCAAAAUUCCGCAAAUUUCACAAGGAACUCGAAAAUCACUAUAAAAAUGUCCGAUUUUGUCCCAGCGACCCGGAAAAUGUCUCAAUUUUAUUUUUCUAGGUGAAUGUCUGCCGAUCAAGAUGAACAAGAAAAUCUCGAUCUAUGCCGAGUUCACCGAAUUCACUCGCAAACAAAUUCAAUACUUUUUGGACACCUUCAAGAAAUACGAUGAGGAUUCUGAUAAUUUUAUCAAUUUUGAAGAAUUGAAACGGAUGAUGGAGCGAUUAGGAGAGGCGCAAACACAUAUUGCGUUGAAGGAAUUGAUUAAAAAGGUUGGUGGCAUCGUUUUCAGCGUGAAAUUUAAGCCAGGAAACGUUUUACACGUCCGCUAGCGCAGUUGGUUAGAGCUUGAACUGGUGACUGAAAGGUCACAGGUUCGAACCCCACUGCCUGCGAAACUUUUUAUUUUUUUUUAGAAAAAAGUGUUCUAGACCAAAAUUUCACGCUAAUCACUCUCCCGCCACCUAAAAUCCACAAAAACUUACCCUAAUUCCAUUUUUCUCACAGGUCGACGAAGAUGGCGAUGGAAAAAUCUCACAACGUGAAUUUUUGCUGAUUUUCCGCCUUGCUGCAACCGGCGAAUUGUCGUGUUCGGAAAUUUUCAAAACACUCGCGGAAAGUGUCGAUGUGGCAAAGGAGGGUGUUUUGGGAGCGGCUAACUUUUUCCAAGCUAAGGUUGGUGCAUUUUGAGGAGUGGAUUUGGAAUUUUUAAAGGAUUUGGAGCAUUUUGAGUGCAAAUUUGGGAAAAAUUGGAAUUUUCAAGUAUUUUUGAGCCUGGAAAAGUGAUUUUCAGCUGAAUUUGAGCUAAGAUCGAUUUUUGGUUGAAAAUUUUAGAUUUUUUUUCAUGUUUGGACUCAAAAAUUUCGAAAUUUCAUGAAAAUUAGGAUUCCAGAGGUGAAGAAACUUGAAAAAUGAAAUUUUCAGCGAAAAUUAGCCUAGAAAUGUGUGAAAAUCAAUUUUUUGGUUGAAAAUUUCUGAUUUUUUUCAUGUUUAGACUCAAAAAAUCUCGAAAUUUCAUGAAAAAUAAGAUUUUAAAAGCGAAGAAACUUGAAAAAUGAUAUUUUCAGCAAAAAUUAGCCUAGGAUUUUCUGAAAACCGAUGAUUGGCUGGAAAUUUCAGAUUUUUUUCAUGUUUGGACUCAAAAAUCUCGAAAUUUCAUGAAAAAUUAGAAUUCCGGGGGUGAAAACAGGAAAAAUCAUGAUUUUCAGCUGAAAUCAGCCUAGGAAUUUCUGAAAACCGAUUUUUGACUGAAAAUUUCUGAUUUUUUUCAUGUUUGGACUCGAAAAUUUUCAGAUUUCAUGAAAAAUUCAAAUUUUCAGCCAAAAAAUCAAAAUUUCCAGAUCGAAGAGCAAACAAAACUCUCGAAAUUCGAGGAGGAAAUGAAGCUGGAAAAGGAGGAAAAAUUGCGAAUUGAGGAAGAAAAAAAGGCGCGACGCGAGAAAUUUUUGGCCUCAAAAUCCAUUUUUCACUGA